GUCGAACCAUUGUGAGAUUGAGAAGCUUAGCUUGUGAUAAUGAAGGGAUUGAUUAUUCAGCCAAGACGGAUAAUUUUUUCUGGAUAGCUUCAGCCAAGUUAUAACUUGUUGGAGGAGCGUUUAAGUAGCUUCACCUAGAAGACCGUCACUCGACAGAUUGUCGUUGUGCCUCAUGCAGCUUCAAGCCCGCUAGACUCGAAGAUGCAAGUCCACGCGAGGAGUCACCCACAUCUCCCACCUUCGCCCUCUCGCACCCCAAGCAUUCACACUUCUUAUCAUCCUUUCCCGCUUCUUUGUUUGGAUGGUAUCACUUCCACGUGAUUGCAUCGGGCUUCUGUUUCCCAAUUAGGCGAAGAAUCUCGACCCCGCCAAAACCUACCCCAUCAUCAAUAUCAGACGAAACGAAACAGCAUCUCAACUCAUCCCUCCCAAUAAUAUGGGGAACAUGCCUCCACCUCUACUUGAAAUCGCGUGCUUCAAUGCCGAGUCUGCGCUUAUCGCCCAGGAUGCUGGAGCGGACAGGGUAGAACUUUGUAAGGAGCAAGAGCUGGGAGGAACUACACCAUCUUGGUCGACUUUUAAAUCUCUCUAUGAUGAGCUUGAGAUACCGAUUUAUGUGAUGAUCAGGCCUCACGGUCGGGAUUUCAUGUAUAGUGAUGAGGAGUGCCGAGAUAUGGAGCGAGAUCUCGAAACAUUCAAGCAGGAAGGCGCACAGGGGUUUGUUUUCGGUAUCCUGAAUGAACAGGGAACGGUGGACAAGGAGAGGUGUCGAGGUUUGGUGCUCAAAGCAGAGGGUAUCCCUUGUACGUUCCACAGGGCUUUUGACGAGAUAUCGGAAACGGAUAUGCUGAAGCAACUGGAGUUGUUAAUCGAGGUCGGCUUUAGAGCUGUGCUUACGAGUGGAGGGGGCAAGAACGCCGUCGAGGGAAAGGAGAUGCUCAAGGAGUUAGUGGCCACUGCAAAGGGAAGAAUAGAUGUGAUCGCAGGUGGAGGUGUGAGAUCUUCAAACUUGGAGAUGCUGAGGAAAGAAACAAGUGCGCCUGUCUUCCAUUCGAGUGCCAUUGUAGAUGUUGGCGGAGGCGAGAUAGCAAGUCGAGAUGAGAUCUAGCUGUUAGACCGACUUCUCGAUGAAUGACAUUCAAGAUAGCAAGAUCAAACAUAGAGCCAAAAGUAGAUGGAGACAAACGAGGGGUAUCAGAAUGCUCACUUCAUGCUCUAGUUUAUUGAUCGCCUCCACCCUCCAGCCUGACCCGUACCUCCCUGACCAAUGCUUUUGCUUCCUC
Messenger RNA from Hyaloscypha bicolor E, 1283 nucleotides. Its product is annotated as putative copper homeostasis protein. The record is from RefSeq and is a predicted model, not a curated record. Gene Ontology annotation, molecular function: copper ion binding. The transcript has a single exon. Lineage: Eukaryota; Fungi; Ascomycota; Leotiomycetes; Helotiales; Hyaloscyphaceae. The coding region runs from base 446 to 1108 and encodes 220 amino acids.